Messenger RNA from Populus euphratica (Euphrates poplar), 1288 nucleotides. RefSeq lists its product as uncharacterized. The record is from RefSeq and is a predicted model, not a curated record. The coding region runs from base 243 to 1037 and encodes 264 amino acids. The transcript has a single exon. Lineage: Eukaryota; Viridiplantae; Streptophyta; Magnoliopsida; Malpighiales; Salicaceae.
GCUUAGAACAUGGUUCCUUAUCAAGUAUCCUGGUGGAUUGAACUUUAAGGUAGUAUCAAAGUGCAAAGCAAAAGGCAGCAUAAGAUCCUUUUAUGCCUCGUAUAGCUGAUCUGGCAUCAUUCAUUUGAACAGGGGAGUCCAGAUUUUCUAUUUAAGAGAAGUUCUAACAUCUUUCAUAAGCAAGAAAAGAAAUCCAAGUGCUAGAGUCCUACAAGGCAAGAAGUUCCUAUACUAAGAGAGUGAUGGCUAGGUAUGGUCAAGCGUACAGGGGCUAUUCCACCAACAGUACACCAAGCUCUGAUGAUUUUUGGAGCAAAAAAAGCAAUGCUCCUGAUCACGUGUGCCGACCGGUCAUCAUUGAUGCUGAAGGGAGGAAAAUGCCUCUCAUUUUCUAUGGCGCUGAUAAGAAUGCAGAUCACUAUGUUACAAGAACUGAGACGAUUUUUCAACAGGAUGUUCAUUCACCUCUGGAGUCUGAAUACAAGCAUAGCACUCGCUUGACAGAGGAUCCUUACGGAGAAGAGGAUAAGUUCCGUAGACCUAUGGCUUCAGUUAAUAGUCGCCCACAAAAUGUUGAGGAAUCCAUCACCAAAGUGCAAACUGAUGCUAGCCCACCCAAGAUUGCCCCUUGGGAUGCUUCAUACUGGCGCCUGGCCCCUAAAUCCACAGGCUAUGAAGGCUACGAUGAGCGCAACGUUUUCCACAACAAAGACUUGCUAAAGCCCAGCGGUAAUGCGCCUCGAAAUGACAGCUAUGAUGAUUAUUACCGCAAACAAGUUAGCAACAAGGAACCGACCAUGAUCACUAGUGGUGGGUGGGCAAGGCCAACUCAUUCAACAUCAACUGCAGAAGUUGCAAAACCUUCUGCCACUACCUCUCCUCCUCGAUCCCGCUAUAAACAACCAGCCUAUACAGAAACUAUGGGCAACAAGGAAGCUGCUAGGCGCUAUGGAACCAGGCCAUCCACAAUAGAAGAUAGUUACACAUCAACCAUUGACGGCAGAGAGGCUGCAAGGAAAUAUAACUCAGGAGUGUGAGUCCAGUCCCAGAAUGAUUAACUAUGUCUUUGCAAUUACACAGGCCUUCCUAAGCCGACUUCACAAGUUUCUCGGGGCUUAUUAUCUACUCUACAAGUGUCUAUUUUCCCUUUCAUUUACCUGUUAUAACUAUCUGGUGUUGCAGUUAAGUUGUCCUAGACAUAUGUUUGAUGUUUCCUAUAUUACUACUUCAAUAAGAUUUCUCUGUAAGCAGUUGCAAUCUUAAUAUAGAAUUUUAUUGUUUUAUUUAA